Messenger RNA from Alligator sinensis (Chinese alligator), 2871 nucleotides. It is a transcript of the gene FRMD5, whose product is annotated as FERM domain containing 5. Bases 16 to 1470 code for a protein of 484 amino acids. NCBI's taxonomy places the organism in Eukaryota, Metazoa, Chordata, Crocodylia, Alligatoridae. Gene Ontology annotation, cellular component: cytoskeleton. The transcript has 11 exons. The record is from RefSeq and is a predicted model, not a curated record.
CAGCCUCCCUUCACCAUGUGCUUCCGCGUCAAGUUUUACCCCACCGACCCCGCCGCCCUGAAGGAGGAGAUCACCAGGUACUUGGUCUUCCUGCAGAUCAAACGAGAUCUCUACCAUGGCCGCCUUCUCUGCAAGACAUCGGAUGCUGCUUUGUUAGCCGCCUAUAUCCUUCAAGCGGAGAUUGGGGAUUACGACCCCGGGAAGCACCCAGAAGGCUACAGUUCCAAGUUCCAGUUCUUCCCGAAACAUUCAGAAAAGCUGGAAAGGAAAAUCGCCGAGAUCCACAAAACCGAAUUGAGCGGUCAGACGCCGGCUACUUCAGAGUUAAACUUCUUGCGCAAAGCCCAGACGCUGGAGACCUACGGGGUUGACCCGCACCCGUGCAAGGAUGUGUCGGGAAACGCGGCAUUUUUGGCCUUCACUCCCUUUGGUUUUGUUGUUCUGCAGGGAAACAAAAGAGUUCACUUCAUCAAAUGGAACGAGGUGACCAAACUGAAGUUUGAGGGGAAGACCUUCUAUUUAUACGUAAGUCAGAAAGAGGAAAAGAAAAUUAUUCUCACCUACUUUGCUCCGACGCCAGAAGCCUGCAAGCACCUCUGGAAGUGCGGCAUAGAGAAUCAAGCCUUUUACAAGUUGGAGAAGUCGAGCCAGGUCCGCACGGUCUCCAGCAGCAACUUGUUCUUCAAAGGAAGCCGGUUCCGAUACAGCGGCCGCGUCGCCAAAGAGGUCAUGGAGUCGAGCGCCAAGAUCAAGAGGGAGCCGCCGGAAAUACACCGGGCAGGCUUGGUCCCUAGCCGCAGCUGCCCCUCGAUCACGCACGGGCCGCGGCUGAGCAGCGUGCCCAGGACCCGCCGGAGAGCCGUGCACAUCUCCAUCAUGGAAGGCCUGGAGUCCCUGCGGGACAGUGCGCACUCCACGCCGGUGCGCUCAUCCUCGCACGGCGACGCCUUCAUGCCGCGCGGGCGCAGCAGCCGCGCCGAGAGCAGCGAGCGGGUGGCGGUGAUCGCGGACGAGAACUACAGCCCUGCGGACAGCGUGCUGCCCACGCCGGUGGCUGAGCACAGCCUGGAGCUGAUGCUGCUGUCGCGGCAGAUCAACGGGGCGCCCUGCAGCAUCGAGGAGGAGAAGGAGUCGGAGGCCAGCACGCCCAGCGCGGCCGAGGCGGAGGCGCUGGGCGGGGAGUUGAGGGCGCUGUGUCAGGGCCUGGGGGGCAGUGCCGGGACUCAGGCGGAACAGGUGAAUAAGUUUGUUUUAAGUGUCCUCCGUUUGCUCCUUGUGACAGUGGGACUCCUCUUUGUCUUGCUCCUCCUCCUGAUCGUCCUUACCGAGUCUGACCUUGACAUUGCCUUUUUCCGUGAUAUUCGCCAGACCCCCGAGUUCGAGCAGUUCCAUUACCAAUACUUUUGUCCCCUCAGGCGAUGGGUUGCCUGCAAAAUCCGCUCCGCACUGAGCCUGCUCAUUGACACCUGAAGGCAUGGCGCCUCCCCAUAUCUAGCCAGGUGGAUUCAGAAGAUCCCUGCUACCUGUUCCCAGAACAUGGGACCCAUCGUGCUACCAUCGGCACAUAAACUAAGUCCUCCUUUCAUGAUCAAAGUACACUGCGACCUAGGAUGCUUGUUUCCGGGAAGAAGGAAGGGACUGACUCAUGCCCGCUCCAAACACGUUUCUUUAGGGAGCCUCUUUCUCGAAGCGCUCGACCGUUCUGUUCUCAUCCUCGGGCGCCUGCAGGAUAAUUUAAGUUUUUAAUUUUGAUUUUCAUAGACGCGCGUAUUACUUUGAGAGUAUUAAAUACAAAGAGGAAUUUAUUUUAAUAUUACUACUGAUUAUUGUAUUAGGAUCAGCCAAUAGCUGAGACAUAGUAUUAUGCAGGAGCGAUAGUCAUGGUGCUACUGAGUUGUAAGUUAAAUACUCGUGUAUAGUUCUUUUAUUGAACUCUGUGCCCAGCACGACCACUUUCAAAGCGUCAUGGGAGAGAGAUCGCCUCGUACUAACCAGAGGUUUGUUGCCGAUGGCUCCUGGUUUAAUUUUAAUUGGAAAAACAUCCUGAUGCAAGGCAAUCCCAUUGGGGAUUUGUAAAACAUUUGGGUUUGUCGCAAAGGGCAGCAGAGUAGGCGCAAGACAGCCCCGCUGGGAGUGGCGGUGUCAGUCUAUUCCUUUAGGUAGCAUAGCGUGAUGUGAACACGAAUACCGAUCCUAAUCUACACACACAGCCUUUUGUGGAUUAUUUUACGCCUUGACCCUUUAGUGCUCCAGAGGUGUGGAGUUUAUCAUCGUAGAGGUGUAGAGCCCCUAAGUAAGGAGGGAGUUAGCACCCGGGGUUAGGAAACAUACGUACUCGAUUCUGUUUGACAAAGUCCGAGCGAGUAGCCAAGCAGUCACCAUGCCUGAUUUAUUUGAAAGACAUUUUGUCUCAGAAAGUUGUACUUGUUUUGUACAAAAAAAAAAAAAAGAGACUGUUUCAACGUAUAUUUUAACAACAAAAUGCUAUUUUGUUAUUGAUACUAAUCAAGUCUUUUUUUACUUUAUGGAUCGGAUGAACGCAGCGUGAUGUACAAAAUGAUUCAAGUAAGAAAAUACUUCUGAGAAUAAAGGUUUUGUAGAAUGAAAAUCUAACACUGGAUUAACCCGUUGCUAGUUUGGAAAAAAAAAAUGAAUAGGAAUUUGUGGUUUUGCAAAGGAAAAGAGACCAGAAUUACAGAAGUGGAGGUAACACUGAAGAAAAAAAAAAAAAGCCAACAGGCAAAUAUCAUAUCUGUCCUUAAGCAAAAUGUAUAACUCACUAAUUUCCUUUGUGGCAUAAACACUUGAAUCUUUAUCUGGCAAAGAUGGCAGUCCAUUUGCAAGGGGAGCAAUAAAAGUCAUUAUUAUUAA